CAAAUGCUAUAAAUUCGUACGUGGAAUUUCAUUUGCUAUGUUUUUCGUUCCCUCAACAAACAAACUCCUAAAAAAGCCCUAAUUCUGAAAGUUUUCUGCCAUGGCAAUGGAGGAUUUCAAGCGUCUUCUUCUUUCUUCUUUCUUUCUAUUUCUUCUUCUCAUUCCUUUAGUAAUUGCAGCAGAGGAGUGCCAAUGUCCUGGAGAUCCAGAGGAAGAGGAAGGGAAACGAAAUCCAACUUUAGCUUUGAAAUACAAAAUCGUCGCCAUAGCUACGAUUCUUGUCGCCGGAUUCAUCGGAGUGGUGAUUCCUUUGCUUGGAAAGGUGAUUCCGGCGUUAAGUCCGGAGAAGGAUAUUUUCUUUGUGAUUAAAGCUUUUGCUGCUGGUGUUAUAUUAGCUACAGGAUUUAUUCAUGUUCUUCCUGAUGCUUAUAAGAGUCUUACGUCGUCGAAAUUGAAAGAGGAUCCAUGGGCAAAGUUUCCGUUCACUGGUUUAGUGGCUAUGGUGGCGGCUAUCGGUACUUUGAUGGUGGAUGCCGGUGCGAGCUCCUAUUAUGCUCGGAUUCAUCUUAAUAAGGCGCGGCCUGAAUUGAGUGGAGAUGAUGAGAUGCGCGGCGACGGUGGUGCUCAUGAAGGUCAUGUUCAUGUUCAUACUCAUGGCUCUCAUGGUCACGCUCAUGGCUCCGCCGACGGUUCAUCCACUGAGAUUCUCCGCCACCGUGUCAUUUCUCAGGUAUUGGAGGUGGGGAUAGUGGUACAUUCGGUAAUUAUAGGAAUUGGUUUGGGCGUUUCUGAAACUCCAAGCACAAUAAGACCCCUUGUGGCCGCCAUCACUUUUCAUCAGUUAUUUGAAGGCAUGGGGCUUGGAGGAUGUAUCGCACAGGCAAAAUUCAAGAACAGGGCAACAAUAAUAAUGGGGCUUUUCUUUUGCUUGACAACACCAAUUGGGAUAGCAAUAGGCAUUGGAGUAACAAAGACUUAUGAUGAAGAUAGCCCAAAAGCACUUAUAGUUGAAGGAGUUUUGAAUGCAGCUUCUUCUGGUAUCUUAAUCUAUAUGUCUCUUGUGGAUCUUCUUGCUGCUGAUUUUAUGAACCCUAGAAUGCAAACCAAUGGAAGGCUUCAAUUUUUUGCCAAUGUUUCCCUUAUUCUUGGAGCUGCUUUGAUGUCAUUACUCGCUAUCUGGGCGUAGAAAAUCCACCUAAAAUUUCAACCGUUUGACUUUUUGAUCGAAGAUAUAUUUUAUAGUGAGCUAUUAUCGAGUUAGUUAUUGUGUAUAGUUUAUUGGGUGAUAAAUGGUUUGUGAGGUAUGAUUUGAUUAUACAGUUUUUGCUUAUCUUGUUUGGAAUUUUGCUAGGUCAAAAAGAAAAUUGAUGUAAGAGUAAUUUGGAAUUUCAAUAAUUUUAGGAGCAGUGUUGAAUCAAUUAUUUUCAGCAAAUGACAUGUAUGGUUUUGAAUAUGACUGUUCAAUGGUUAAUUUUAGACCAUUUUUCAAA
Messenger RNA from Benincasa hispida (wax gourd), 1490 nucleotides. RefSeq names its product zinc transporter 1-like. Gene Ontology annotation, molecular function: zinc ion transmembrane transporter activity. Gene Ontology annotation, cellular component: plasma membrane. NCBI's taxonomy places the organism in Eukaryota, Viridiplantae, Streptophyta, Magnoliopsida, Cucurbitales, Cucurbitaceae. The record is from RefSeq and is a predicted model, not a curated record. Gene Ontology annotation, biological process: zinc ion transmembrane transport.